Boeremia exigua is the source of this 2378-nucleotide messenger RNA. RefSeq lists its product as uncharacterized. Bases 311 to 2356 code for a protein of 681 amino acids. Lineage: Eukaryota; Fungi; Ascomycota; Dothideomycetes; Pleosporales; Didymellaceae. The record is from RefSeq and is a predicted model, not a curated record. The transcript has 3 exons.
CUUUGUUGCUGUGCGUGUGCAUAUAUGGCUGCCCUACGCGUUUCCGAAGGUCGUCAUUCCUCUCAGAUUCGCUUCAGGAGACCCCUGUCUCGACCCCAGCAACACGACUAGCUCGUUCUAUUUCUUACACCUGCUGAUUCACAACACGUAUUGGCCUCCUGCAUCAAACUGCAUACUCUUAUUCCUUGGGUUACCCUUUGUGGCGGUCUUUGUAUUGAUGGUGCCUUCCUUCCGCAGAAAGACGUCGGCAGCGACAACGGACCACCACCUACAGUAGCAGCCUUGCGAAAACGAAGCAAAGUUUGGAGGGAUGCUCGCCUCUCAUAAGUCAAAUCGUCGUCAUCUCAGACCGGUGUCUGCCGGGGCCCCAUCUCCAAUAGAAGAACUGGUGCUACGACUGCGAAGGGAGCUGGAACAAUUGUCAACUCGACAGGAGGAUCUCGCGCAGAGCAGAGAACGUGUGCUCGUUGAUCGCCAAAAGCUGGUGCAGGGGUGGAAACGAGUCCGGGAACAGCGUGACCAGACAGCCAACGCGGAAGUCAGACUGAUGACCCUUUUGCGUCAACAUUACAACCGUAUCGACUCACCUUUUCCGACCGAACUUAACCUGGCGUUCUCGGCCGUCGACGAAGGUCGAAACAGAUUGGGAUCACUCGAAGAAGAUAUCACCGAGGUCGAGGAGAACUUGGGCGCUCAGGAGUGGGAGUUUAUGGAACUCGAAAAUGACCUGUACCAGUACGACCUUUCCCAACUUCUCCCGGAGGAGACAGAAGACGGAAUCGGGAUUUAUACACCGAAAGUUGAUGGAAGUCUGGUCGUUUCGGAGGACCCAUUACCACCAUCGACAAUUCUCCAGUACCAGAUCGAAGAGGCGGAACAUCAGCGAUUGUUAGACUGUUUCAAGGACGCACGGAAUGUGAUAGCUACUCUGUUUGACGCUAACACUCUCAGUAUUGAUGAAGCUGAUUUGGUAGACAUCGAUACAUCUGUGGCUGUACUCUCUUUCGACGACAUCCUCACUCGACUAGCCAAAUGCGAAGUAAGACUACAACACCUCAAGGGACGAUAUAUGUCCCUUCCAAAUGCCAUACCCACAGGCCCGCGAUGCUUUACGGAGCCAUCGCCUGAUAUUGAUAGUUUAUCUGCAAUUUCUGGAGCAGUUUCUCGCGCACACUCUGAAGGCGAUGUUUCUCACCGACCUGAGCAAGUUCCAGCCGUGCAACAAAUUCGUGAUUGGCUACUCGACUGUCUGAAACAGAAUUCAAUGGACCGUAUGCAGUACUUCAGCAUUCUGCAGCAGACCCUCGAAUACAUAGAUGCGCUUGAGCUUGACAUGUCCGGAUGGGAAACCUUGGCGUUUGAGCGAUGGUCAGUCGACAUGGCAGAAGUGAACCAGACAGUCCAAGAAGCUGCCCUUGUGCCUUGUUCUACAAAACUCACCACAAACGAGCGCGAUUCGAUCAUCUUUGGGAAUCAUGGCUUCAGAGAACAAAGUGAGGACGACAUUGCGUGGUCUCGGCCAUCAUCUCUGCAUCGCUUUGGUGAUGAGGAUAAGAUUCUUCUUGACGAUCUCACCUCGACAUGGCCCAACGAUUUUGAGAACCGUUCUCGUCCUGGCACUAGUCUGGAUGCUGAAAGCCAAGUUGGAAGUACCUCUUUGCCGAGCGUGUAUCAAGCGUCAAUUUCGUUGGAUCCUCUUUCACAUUGUGUGUCAGCUCCAGAAGCCAUCCUGCCUGAACCACAUGACUACAAGUCCGGCUCAGUUCCUGCUAAAAUUGAAUUUGUUAGUGGCUAUCUGUAUCCAUCACGGUGCGAUAGUGCUCAAGGUUCCGCUGCAAAAGAGCCUCUCGGAUUGGUCCUUACCGGACAACAGACAUGGAAUGACUCAGAGCUGCUUCAAUGCGAUAUUGGACACACAGCCGAUCAUCCAUUCCUGGCUGAUUUGAGUCCAAUUCGCACGCAAGACAUAACUUACUCGCCGUGGCAAUGGUCAUUUGAACUGCAGCGAUAUUUCUACCUAGGUUUCGGUACAAACGACGAUCUAAUCGAAGCCAUUUGGUCAGAGCCGGUUCCAGCCGGUCAAGGUCCUGAUGUGGAGUUAGCGAAACAGGCAAACCGACGAUGGCGGUUUCAUUCUGAUCAAAGAUGGCUUGAUCGUGAUUCCAAGCCAAUUUUACAAAUCUCAAACACCACUUCUAUACGCUGCCCAUGGAUUCAAUUUUGUCAGAACUACAUCGGACACUUCAAUCCAAAAUACGCACCAAUUGCAACCCCAGAGCAGGACCUGUUCUACAGAGCGGGAAGGGUAUUGUACAGCAACUCCCCUAUGUAUGUCAUGAACUUACGUGUAUCUUAGGUAUUCAGUACGUUGUGGGUAG